AUGGCAUCGACAACUACUCGAGUUCUUGCUAUUUCUCUGAACAAGGAACCAUGGUUUGACGAGACGUAUGCUCCGCUUCUCACGGCCAUCAGGUCAAACGCGGAAUUUCAACGGGCUGAAAACUCAACGUCGGCCAUUCAGUUUAUAGCACAAACUCCAAAACCUUCGGCCAUACUCAUAACGGAUGAAGCCCUGACGUUGCCGGAGAACAAUGCUGUCUGGGAAGCAGUUCUGGAGUAUAUCCGUCGCGGGGGCACGGCCGUUAUCAUGGGCCACUUUCCCUCGUACGUUCGACCAGACGACCUGAAACCAUUUUACUCUCGAGCAGGUCUAAACUGGGACUGUGGAUCCUACCACAGGACAACCCUGGUAUUGAACCAAGCUGCGGUUGGUGUCGCCAAUGCUACCAAGCUGCCACUACAAUACAGUCAGAAGGCUUUGUUCGUGAAGAACGUCGUACCAAGCGAUAUGUGGUACAAAACCGACGAGGACUCGCUGGUUGAGUCUAGGGUCUUCGCUCCAACGAGUGUGUAUUCGAAUGAGGAGACAGCCGUGGCGCUGGCCAAAGUUGGUAUAGGAAAGCUUGGGUACGUCGGCGACGUGAAUGCGGAGGAAGGUUCUGAUGCGGUUAUUCUUGCUAUGUGUGGAUUGCUGUAG
Messenger RNA from Penicillium lagena, 657 nucleotides. RefSeq lists its product as uncharacterized. The record is from RefSeq and is a predicted model, not a curated record. Bases 1 to 657 code for a protein of 218 amino acids. NCBI's taxonomy places the organism in Eukaryota, Fungi, Ascomycota, Eurotiomycetes, Eurotiales, Aspergillaceae. The transcript has a single exon.